This is a messenger RNA of Strongyloides ratti, 1008 nucleotides long. RefSeq names its product Lipase EstA/Esterase EstB family-containing protein. Gene Ontology annotation, biological process: lipid catabolic process. Gene Ontology annotation, molecular function: lipase activity. NCBI's taxonomy places the organism in Eukaryota, Metazoa, Nematoda, Chromadorea, Rhabditida, Strongyloididae. The transcript is spliced from 2 exons. The record is from RefSeq and is a predicted model, not a curated record. Bases 1 to 1008 code for a protein of 335 amino acids.
AUGGCCAUAUUAGGCAAAACAAGAUUAUUGUUAUUUAUUACAUUAUUUAAAAUAUUAUUAAUUAAUUUAUCAUAUCAACAAGAUGACAGACCAAUAAAAGGUCCCUUAACAAAUCAUUUUACAGAUUGGUUAGUAUCUCAUGGUUAUGAAGCAGAUAAUUUUGAAAGAACAGACAUCGGUCCAAAUGGUUCUUUUGGUGGUAAAAUAAGAAGUAAUGAAAGAAUAACUCAUGAACCUGUUAUCUUUGUUCAUGGUACUGGUGAUGCAGCACUCCAUACUCAGGCACCAGCAGCAACAGGUUGGAGUAGAAGUAUAAAAUAUUUUAUGGAACAAAAUUAUACUUCUGGUGAGUUAUAUGCAACAACCUGGGGUGAUACAUGGGGAAAUGGAAAUAUUCUUGAUUCUUAUAAUAAAAUGCAUACAUGUGCUAAUUUAAUUAGUUUAAGAAGAUUUUUUGAAGCUGUUAUAAGAUAUACAAAAGCUAAAAAAGUUGAUGUUAUAGCUCAUAGUGUUGGUGUUAUUUUUGCAAGAAAAGUUAUAAAAGGAGGAACAUUAAUUGGAACAGAUGGAAAUUGUUCGUUAGGACCACCAUUAACAAGUAGAGUUGAUACAUUUUUAGGAAUAUCAGGACCAAAUUAUGGUUUAUGUAUAUGUCAAUUGGCACAAACAGUUCCAGCAUGGUGUAAUGCUUUAGAUGGUUUAUAUCCAGGAUAUACUUGUGAUGAUCAAAUGUUAUGUGGUUAUCCUUCAGCUGAUUGUAAACAAAAAAAUUAUUCCUCUUUUCUUGAAACUGUUAAUCAAGAUUCAACAAGAGAAGGAGAUCAUGUUUAUGCAAUGUGGUCAGAUGUUGAUGAAAUAUUAAUGUUCCGUGGAUUAACUUGGGGUAAACCAACAUCAAGAAUACCAAAUAUGAAUGGUCGAUGGGUCUCUGAUAGAAAUACACAUGUAGGUAUGAAAGAUUUUACUGAAUUAAGACAAUUUGAAGCUGUUGUUCAUCACUCAAUUUAA